Messenger RNA from Tarenaya hassleriana, 2921 nucleotides. Its product is annotated as diphthine--ammonia ligase. The transcript is spliced from 13 exons. The coding region runs from base 686 to 2689 and encodes 667 amino acids. Gene Ontology annotation, biological process: protein histidyl modification to diphthamide. The record is from RefSeq and is a predicted model, not a curated record. Lineage: Eukaryota; Viridiplantae; Streptophyta; Magnoliopsida; Brassicales; Cleomaceae. Gene Ontology annotation, molecular function: diphthine-ammonia ligase activity.
GCAUCGAGUACGGUCACGAGAUCGUUGCGUUGGCGAAUUUGUUACCGGUUGAUGAUUCAGUCGAUGAAUUGGACAGCUAUAUGUAUCAAACUUUAGGAAUGUAAGCAAUUCGAAAAAGUCUCCUUUCCUCAUGAUAAUGUAUUAGCUUGGGCAUUGGAGGGGUUUUCGAUUUCCUACAUCUUAUGUACCUUUUUUUUUGCUUAAAGUAAACUGGAACUGGAAAUUUGUAUAUGUCUUGAAUCUGCGUUCAUGUUCGAGAAAGGGCUUGAAUAGAAGCUGGUUUAUUAGCUUGUCUUGGUCCUUUGUGUGAUGGUAAUUACCAGUAAGCACUUGUUGGAAUUUUCUAGUACUUGAGAUGGCUUGAGUUACAUUUGUGAGCUAUCAUCCCAAAACUUGUAAUCAUAUGUCUGGUCGCUGGCUCUUGAUUAAAAAAGGACCAAUCCAGUUCGUAUCCCCAUCUAGUGGGGGUACUGGGGAAGGGAAUAUACUAGGCAGCCUUACCCCUACAUUUAUGUAGAGAGGCUGAUUCGAACCCGCAACCUCAGACCUCACGGUAAAUGGUUUUACCGCCGAGCUAGGUCGGCCCUUCUCGCUGGCUCUUGAUUCAUGAGAUAAAAUCAACUGUUGUCUGAAGGAAAAAACAAAACAGGUAGGUCAUCAGAUAAUUGUGAGUUAUGCAGAAUGCAUGGGAGUGCCCUUGUUCAGACGGAGAAUCCGAGGAUCCACCAGGCAUCACAAACUUAAUUAUCAACUGACCCCAAACGAUGAAGUGGAAGAUAUGUUUGUGUUGUUGAAAGAAGUCAAAAGACAGAUCCCUUCCAUCACAGCGGUGUCAUCUGGUGCAAUUGCAUCGGACUAUCAAAGGCUGAGGGUAGAAAGUGUUUGUUCAAGGUUAGGGCUUGUUUCUUUGGCAUUUUUGUGGAAACAAGAUCAGACUUUGCUUCUCCGAGAAAUGAUAACAAAUGAGAUAAACGCUAUCUUAGUCAAGGUGGCAGCCAUAGGUUUAGACCCAGCCAAGCAUUUAGGAAAGGAUAUAUCAUACAUGGAACCAUAUCUUCUGAAGUUAAAAGAAUUAUAUGGCAUAAAUGUCUGUGGGGAAGGAGGGGAGUAUGAAACCCUGACACUUGAUUGUCCGCUUUUCACUAAAGCAAGAAUUGUGCUCGAUGAAUUUCAAGUUGUACUACACUCUCCAGAUUCCAUAGCCCCUGUGGGAGUACUUCAUCCCUCAAAAUUUCAUUUGGAGAAGAAAGAGACAUCGGUAUCUAAUUCCCCUGAGCACAAAUCGGAUGUAGUGUUUGAGGUACAAGAAGAAUUCUGCCCUUGCAUAUCGGAAACUACACACCAACCUGAUAAUGGAAUAAGCGAUUUGGUUGAGCGUACUAGAGAUAGACUCCGUAUUUCAAAGUCUGAAAAGGACAACACAUUGUCCAUUUGCUGCUGGUUGGAAGAUUUGUCUGAAUCUUUAUCAGGCCUGCAAGAAGAUCUAGAGACUGUUCUUGAGGAAAUUGAGUCUCAGCUUUUGAAAUGUUGUCUAGAUUGGAAGCAUGUCUUGUACAUCCAUCUAUAUAUUUCUGAUAUGGGCCAGUUUUCAGUAGCGAAUGAGACAUACGUGAAGUUUAUCACCCAGGAGAAGUGCCUUUUCGGUGUUCCCUCUCGUAGUACAGUUGAACUUCCUUUAAUACAAGCAGGUCUUGGAAAAGCAUACGUUGAGGUUUUAGUUGGAAAUGACCAAAGCAAAAAAGUUCUCCAUGUACAGAGUAUUUCUUGUUGGGCGCCUAGCUGUAUCGGGCCAUAUAGUCAGGCCACUUUGCACAAGGGUGUCCUUCACAUGGCUGGGCAAUUAGGGCUUGACCCUCCGACGAUGACUCUUUGCAAGGAAGGUGCCAUGGCUGAACUGAAGCAAGCUUUGAUAAACAGCGAAGCAAUAGCAGAGACCUUCAACUGCUCAAUAUCUUCUUCGGCCAUUUCCUUUGUCGUGUUCUGUUCAGCACGUGUGACACAAUCUGAAAGGCUUGAGCUUCAUAACAAGUUUGUCGCUUUCUUGGAUCAAGGAAGAUCGGCCCGUCAAGUCCGUGGGAAGAUGCCUGAUGUUCUUGAUCCUAUCUUCCUUUAUGUCCUUAUCCCAGAUCUGCCCAAAAGGGCUCUUGUUGAAAUAAAACCUGUCCUAUAUGUAGAAGAAGAUACGGAGCUAGGAGAAGAAACCAGACAAGAUCAAUCCUGUGAAGCUGAAGGCAGUUAUUGGGGAUAUAAACCAGAGAAGUGGCAUGAUGAUUGCUUACAGAAACAGAUUGUCGAUGGAAAAAUAUGUGCCGCCAUUGUGUCCAUCUCAACCGAGCUAGCGAAGAAAAUCCAUCCGCUGCCUCAGAGAGCUGAUGAUGAAGAACACAUGGAGAGCAUAUCAAGAUUCUGCUUGUAUCUUCUGAACAAAACCCUGCUGGAAAAUUCCUUCUCUUGGCAAGACACAAUGAGCUUAAGAGUAUACUUCUCGACAAGCCUCGGCUUAUCUGCAAAAACGCUAUCUGGCAUAUUCACCAGUGGAUUCAGACAGCUGGCUGAGAUGGGUCAAGGGCAAGUCGCUGGACUCAAGAAAGAACCUGUCUUCAAUCUUGUCCCUGUCCUCGGUUCCGGUAAUUCCUCUGCUUCAGUUGACAACUUCAUCUCAUGUGAACUAUUCGCUCAGAGAUGGUGAGUUUUCUUGCUCCACAAGCAAACUCUGCCCCUUCCAAUUAUCUGUAGUCUUCACAAAGGAGGAAACUGCCGCUGAACAGUUUGGAGUGUAAGAGCCGUUUCGUUUUCGUUGAUUAAAACAACUCGUAGUUGUUUUGUGUAAAAUGGAAACGGCACCGAUGCUUCUACUCUUGUGGUUCAAUUUUCAUUGUUACUUUAAAUCCAAUUGCGAAAUUCAGAAACUGUAUUUCCUU